AUGUACGUCUCCUCCCCCCGCCGCCGCCGCGCUGUCCCUCCAAACCCGAUCCGCAUCCGCCGCCACGCCAAUAGCCCCCUCUCCGCCGGCCGAAGUCCCGUCCCAUGGACGCCGGACCAACCGACUCCUCCGACGGGACGAUCCGCCGAGUUCUCAACAUUCCCCGUGAGCCCCGCGUCUCCGGCCAUGAACUCUGCGACAACGGACGAAGACUGGUCGCCGCCGCCAUCUGCAGAGUCCACUGACUCUGUCAAGUUCACGGGGUGGAGACGAGCGGACGGUAGGCGGGGUGCGGUGGGUAUUAGUGCCGGCGUCCUGCCCAAGACAUAUACUAGCACACCUGUUGUUGGCCGCUCUGGAUCCGUCCUGGCUGGUGGUAGGAUCGGGGUUUCAAAGUUGAGCAGUAUCCAGGAGUUUCUAUACUCCCCUGGGCUCUCUGGAUCGCCUAGGUCGUGGCGGUGGUGGAAGGGUGAGGGAUACCGGAGGAUAAGUAAGAUUGACGAGGAGGAGGAGAGCGAGAGUGAGACUGACAGUGAUGAGGGUAUGACUCCGGACUGGAAACUGGAGAGGGUUCAAAGAAGGAGAACACUGGGAUUCAAGACAUGCGUUUGUCACGGGGGUAGCCGCGCGGAGUCACUGUUGUGGUGGAGGUACCCGCUGGUGGUUCUGCUGCUGGCCCUCUUCUGUAUGUUUGUUCCCUACUGGAAGGGGAGGAGCUGA
Molecule: messenger RNA, 720 nt
Organism: Colletotrichum orchidophilum
Lineage: Eukaryota; Fungi; Ascomycota; Sordariomycetes; Glomerellales; Glomerellaceae
Exons: 1
Coding region: 1-720 (239 amino acids)
Source: RefSeq, a predicted model, not a curated record